AUGGUUUUUGCCAUUCAAGCAGUCAAUGAGAAUCCCCAGCUCCUGCCCAAUCUCACACUUGGCUACAACAUGCACGACAACUAUGUCAGCACUCUUGCUACUUCAGAAGCCCUGCUGGACAUCCUCUCUACUGGAGAAGCCAAUUUAAUAUUUGAAGGUCUACCAGGACCCAUUGAAGGGAAAGUCUGGAUUGUGGAAAGCAUUGAGUAUUUGGUAUUAGGAUGGGCACGUCUUUACAAAUAUGUCCAUAGCAUCUGGAGCUUUGCCUUUCAGGAAAAGAAAAGGCCAGAAGAUGAUCCUUUUGGAACCAAACUCUUUGUGAAAUUGGAAAAUCGGAAAUUGUAUUUGGACCAAAAUGGAGAUGUAGCAGCAGAUAUGAACAUCAUAAGCUGGGUGCUUCUUCCCAGGUGGGAUCCUAUUGACAAACAACUGGGGAGCUUUGAAAGGCAGAAAUAUAUGGAAAAAUGCACCAAAUGUCCAGAUGACAAAUAUCCAAAUGAGGGCAGAGUUCAAUGUAUCCCCAAAGUUAUAUCCUUCCUGUCUUAUGAAGAAUAUUUGGGCAUCCUCCUGGUCUUUUUUGCCCUAUUGCUGUUCCUAACCACAGGAUUUGUGUUAAACAUGUUCCUUCAAUACAAAGAAACUCCCAUUGUCAAAGCCAACAACCAGGAUCUCUCUUACAUCCUCCUGGUCUCCCUCCUGCUUUGCUUCUUGUCUCCCUUUCUCUUCAUUGGUCAACCAAGUAAAGCCACCUGCCUUCUCCAACAAAUGAUUUUCAGCAUCACCUUCUCAGUUGCCAUUUCUUCCCUCCUGGCCAAAACCAUCACAGUGGUGCUGGCUUUCCUGGCCACAAAACCAGGAAAACAGGUAAAGAUAUGGUUGGGGAAGAGCUUGGCCAACUCUAUCAUCCUUUCUUGUUCUGCUGUACAAGUUAUCAUCUGUUCCAUCUGGCUUGGAGUUUCUCCCCCAUUCCCUGAUACUGACCUCCACUCCCAGCCUGGAGUUAUCACCUUGCAAUGCAAUGAAGGCUCUGUUGUCAUGUUCUACAUCACCCUCAGCUACCUGGGAUUCCUGGCUGCCAUCUGCUUCAUGGUGGCUUUCCUAGCCAGAAAUCUCCCUGCGGCCUUCAAUGAAGCCAAGCUGAUCACCUUCAGCAUGCUGGUCUUCUGCAGUGUCUGGGUGAGUUUUGUGCCCACCUAUCUGAGCACCAAAGGAAAAUGCAUGGUGGCUGUGCAAGUCUUCUCCAUCUUGGCCUCCAAUGCUGGGCUGCUGGGCUGCAUCUUCAUCCCCAAGUGCUACAUUAUCAUUCUGAGGCCAGACCUGAAUACAAGGGAGCAACUUACAACAAGAAGAAAUAACGAAACGUGA
This is a messenger RNA of Protobothrops mucrosquamatus (brown spotted pit viper), 1365 nucleotides long. Its product is annotated as vomeronasal type-2 receptor 26-like. Gene Ontology annotation, molecular function: G protein-coupled receptor activity. The coding region runs from base 1 to 1365 and encodes 454 amino acids. NCBI's taxonomy places the organism in Eukaryota, Metazoa, Chordata, Lepidosauria, Squamata, Viperidae. Gene Ontology annotation, biological process: G protein-coupled receptor signaling pathway. The transcript has 4 exons. The record is from RefSeq and is a predicted model, not a curated record. Gene Ontology annotation, cellular component: membrane.